Messenger RNA from Closterium sp. NIES-67, 1320 nucleotides. Lineage: Eukaryota; Viridiplantae; Streptophyta; Zygnematophyceae; Desmidiales; Closteriaceae. The record is from the annotation of a GenBank genome assembly.
AGGAGUGACUGACAACUCCACUGGCAAGCUAACUUCAACCUAAACGCAAGCGCAUCGUAGCCUGUAGUCUAGUCGUUCAUUCCUCUUAUACUAGGUGCCUUGCCCUCUGAUCUGCGUCCCAUUCCAGCCAGGAUGCAGAUUCUUCGGCUACUAGCGGUUUGUCUAGCCGUUCUAGGAUCGGGGCUGUGCUGCUUAGCUGAUGGCGAGUCGUCACUUCAAGUCGCCACCAGCUCGUUUGGCAUGAGAGAAUUGCUGCAAGAGGGAGACACCAAGACCUUACGGGAGGGCAAGCUUCUGGCGGAGACUCUCGGUGGAGCAGCAGGAGAAGCCACCCAGGCAGCUGGCGCAGGCGAUAAGGCGGCAAUGAACGGGUGGGGUGGAGGGGAGGAGAAGGGAUCAGGAGGGUGGAAGGAUGCCCUGUGGUCGCCGGCCAAGCUGAUGGAUGCUUUUGUUACCAGCUUAUCCAUGAUUCUCGUCAGCGAGAUCGGAGACGAGACGUUUAUCAUCGCAGCGCUCAUGGCCAUGCGCCACCCCCGCAGCAUCGUGCUGGCGGGAGCGCUCUCUGCCCUUGGGAUCAUGACGGUCCUAUCCACGGGUCUGGGUCUCAUAGUGCCGAACCUUAUAUCCAGAAAGGCCACCAACAGCGCUGCCACUGUGCUCUACACCUUCUUCGGCCUGCGUCUGCUGUACAUCGCAUGGAGGGCCGACCCCAAGGAGUCCGCCGCCAAGGAGAUGGAAGAGGUGGAGGAGAAGCUUGAGAGCGAGGAGAACGACAAGGGCAGGCACAGAGGCAUCCGCAAGUUCUUUGCUGGCUUCUGCACGCCUGUGUUCCUGGAGGCGUUCAUCCUCACGUUUCUCGCUGAGUGGGGCGACCGCAGCCAGAUUGCAACCAUUGCUCUGGCAGCACAUAAGAACGCCUUGGGGGUGACGGUGGGGGCGACGCUGGGGCAUGUGGUGUGCACCACCAUCGCAGUGGUGGGCGGCAGACUGCUUGCACUGCGCAUCUCGCAGCGCACUGUAGCCAUGAUGGGAGGGGCACUGUUCCUCAUAUUCGCCGUCCACUCGUUCUACUCCCCUCUAGAGUAACCAUGGAUUUGGCCUCUGACAGCCGGUGUGGCCCCUAAGCUAAGAGUGCUGGAGCUUUAUGCAGGAAUGUUGCCUGUCAGUGGUUCUGGUGCAGCUGUUAGGAUCUCACAGUAGUGCAUGCUUUGUCUGUAUGCUUAAGCUUUGCCUCUUUUGUUUUAUUGUUUACUUUUGGGAUGUGUUCUAGAAGAUAGCUUGCCUUACAUGAAAUGUACUAACCAAUGUACAGUACAGUGC